CACACUUUCUCUCAGUUUCCCGACUCACCCGGUUGCACAAAGUCGUCCGUGGACUUCCAUUCGCUUUUCCGAGUAAGAACGCCCUUUCUUUCGCCACUCCGGUUUCUCGCAUUGCGAGACAAGAAAAAGAGACACGUGUGUGCUUGGCCUUUCCUGCACGCUGAACAGAGCUAACAAACGCGACCUUCUCUAUUAGCGGUUUUCCCCCCGUUGUUGGGAUCUGAGUCAGAUUUCAUUUUUCUUUUUCUCUUCUCCUAAGCCUGCUUUCGAAGUCAAGUCUUACCAUGAAACUGGCACACCACAUCUAUCGAGACAUCCGCAGUCGCGGAGCUCUCGCUGUCCUCGGGACUGCAUCACUGCUGGCUCCCAGAUUCCUGCGGCACCUCAUCGCCUCCUUCUUCCAGUUUUUGCAGACUCGCAUCCCCUUCGUCUGGCCGUUCGUAAACUGGAUUUCUUUGUGGCUGGUCGACGUCCUCAGACUCUUCUCCGGCUACUUUGCAGCUUCGGGGUUAGAGAGAUGCAAACGACCGCAGAUACCUCUGCGACUCUACGAAUUCGAAGGCUGUCCGUUUUGCCGGAAGGUUCGCGAGACCCUGAGCGUCUUGGCACUCGAGUGCGACAUCUUCCCUUGUCCAAGAGAGACAUUGCAGAUUGCGGGGUACUGCAGGAAUUCCAGGUAUCGUCCAGCCGUCAAGGCCGCAGGCGGGGCACUCAUGUUCCCCUACUUGGAAGACCCGAACACGGACAUCCGCAUGUAUCAGUCAGACGAGAUCAUCAAGUAUCUGUGGCGGGAGUAUGGCGCCAGUGCUCGGGCGCCUCUGAACUACCGGCUUGCAAAGAUUGGAGUCAUUGAAAUGCUCUCGCUUCCUCUGACUACAUUCUGUCGCCCGAUGAUGACAGCUGGAAUUCUCCGCAUUCCGUCUGAACUCCCUAAGAAGCCUCUGGAGCUGUGGGGUUGCGAGGCCUCCGCCCCCUCAAGACGCGUUCGCGAAGUCCUUACUUCCCUAGAACUCCCCUACAGACUGCACACGACGGCGAUAGGAAGCGGGAGAAUGCGCCCCUCUCCUGUUGGAAAGACACGAUCGUGGCCAUCGGCCUUCCCAGCUAACUGCUUCGGCAUCGCCUGCUACGCCUCAGCUGUUCCCACCUAUCUGAGGGAUCCAAACACAGACACCGAGAUAGGAAGCUCUGCAGCCAUUGUCCAGUAUCUGCUCGAGACUUACCAACGAGGCGCACCACCCCAGGAGACCUGGAUGAUGUACGGCAAGAAAAAUCCCUCUGAUUGAAGGAGCAUUUGGACGCCCGGCCCGUCGAGUUUCAUUUUGUGUUUCGCUUCAAGAUCAAAUCAAAACUUAUCAAUGUGCGAACAGCCCCAGGCAAAAUGCCUUUUUUUGCCCCAGUAUGGGGAAAGGAACGGAAGCGAAUGCACUUUGGAGGAAAAUCAGAAGAGGCACUUUUCCCUUUGCUGUCUACUCGGGAGUGUGCAAAACAGCAGUGCUGAGGCAGUGUCUGCCUCUGCUUCUAUUCUUUUAUGCGUAUAUUUUCUAGACAUGUAUAUUAAUAUAGUUAAUUAACGUAUUCGUAUACGCGCGACACAGUCUAUACCUUGCCCCGUUGGAGAACGAUGCGUGUGAACUGCACCAUCAAUAUAUUCCGUCCAGGACGGGGUGUAUGCUUGGUGAACGAUUUGUGGGAUCGCAUUUUAAUCGGAAACACGCUGUUCUAUCUUCUUAACUAGAUGCUCUCUCUGCAUAUAAAUAAGUAUUCGGUUGCAUGCUCAAAUUCCGUAGAAACAGCUCAACAGGCCAUAUCAUAACUUCCCUCUUUUUUCACUUUCUUCUGGGUAUACGGUGCUCCGUGUGGUGCAUGCAACUCGGCUUCAGAGGCAGCCGCCCCAUUUCUGUUUGCUCUUUUCUGCACAAAGGACAACGCAUCCGUGAGCGAGAUUCUUUUUUUCUUCGCCUCCAACGUUUUGUCAGUUGUGCUCUUGCCUGUCUUGUUUCUGUUCACUUUGCGGUGGCCACAAGCCCCCAUCGUGCCAUGUAUCUAAUAACCGCUGGCUGCCUCGUGACUGUUCCCAUGUGCCUUGAAGUGUGGAAACGCUGGCGACAGAGUUCUUGCAGCUGCCGUUCUAUGUGUAGACACAUGGCGUUUCGAUCCUUAAGACAGGGGCCUCUGCUGGCGCGUCUCUCUGGAUAUCUCGACAUUUUUCGCCGUCUGCAUGCGCUAGCCACGUGCUUCGUCGCCGGCGGGGGGUGGGGGGUGGCGGUGGGGGCAUUCGUGCUCCACGCUGUUCAAAACUUUGAGUGAGACGCCUUACAGAAAAGGCGGAACAAUCAAAGGCAACAAAGAUGCGUUUUCAGAGGUGUCGAAAAGAGCGCUCUCGCCUUGGACCGAGAUGGGAUGGUUUCCCGUUCAGG
Toxoplasma gondii ME49 is the source of this 2420-nucleotide messenger RNA. RefSeq names its product glutathione s-transferase, n-terminal domain containing protein. Gene Ontology annotation, cellular component: chloroplast. The transcript has 10 exons. The record is from RefSeq and is a predicted model, not a curated record. The coding region runs from base 285 to 1286 and encodes 333 amino acids. Lineage: Eukaryota; Apicomplexa; Conoidasida; Eucoccidiorida; Sarcocystidae.